UCUAGUGGCCUCGAGUUGGAGUUGCCGCAUAAUGCCAAAUAAGACCUUUUCAAUCUGACAUCAGUUAACACUACAGGCACUUGGAAAAAUGGCUUACCCAGGCAAAAUGAGAGGGGGAAAAAAAGGAAAAAAUGGCCGGAAGAUCAUCUUGUUUGGCAAAUUGUACAACAAUUUUGAGCAUACUCUUCUCUUGAUUCAAGGGUUUUUCUAUUUUUAAGUUUCUCUCAAGUUUGUUAUGUUCUAAGCCACUUACUUAUGGCAUCCUAAUGGUCCAAUUUGACGAAAAAUAACAGAAAUUUUGCAGUCCGUUGUAAGGCGGUUUUGUUUUUCAAGGAAGAAGGGAAAACGUAUGGAUUUAUGGAUUGUGGCAGCAGCUGCUGGUGCCGGCUAUCUGGGCAAACACCUGCAGAACUUAUCACUGAGUGAGAAGGAAAAAUUAGUGGAAUCCUAUUCCAAAAUCUCAAACCUCAGGCAAUCAGAACCCCAGAAUUUUCUUCAGCAAAUUAGGGACAACACUUGUCCUUUACGCAGAUUGGCACAAAAAGAUGCACAUAUGGAAGCUGCUUCCGAGCAAAAUGAUGUUUUGGACAGGCCUUUGGAAAUGGAUCAAUUUAACGGUGGUUCAGUUUCACUACUUACAAGGGCAUCCAUCAGUGGAAGUGUUAGAAUGGUGGAAGAUAUGAAUGUACUAAAGUUAUCUAGUCCAGCACCCGGACUUGGCGAAAGCAAAAGCUGUUCAAACGAUAUGGAGUUUAUGUAUGGUAGUAGUCGGAGUUCUGCAAGACUUAGCAGGUAUGAAUUACUUAAAAGUAGGUCUUCCGGCUCCGGGCAUGUUCUUGAACCUUUAGGUUCUGUAGAAAAUCAUCUUCAAAAGAUAGGUGACUCUGCGCAUAGUUCACUUCCAACACCGCUUGCUCCAACAAAAGGACUAAUGUUGGUAUCUAAUGGAGAUCGAAUUUUGAGACGAUAUAUUGGUAAUUCACUUGAUUCAUUGUCUACUGAUGUGGAAGAUAACCCGAGUGAUGCCUGCCAUAACGACAGUUAUGCCUUUUCGAGUGCUCCAUCCUUUUAUGACACUGAAUCAGUCGAGUUGCAAGAGCAGGUCAAACGAAAAAGUUCCCAAGAAAAGGUGCUUGGCGGAGCAGAUCAGUCAUCAGAGCUACCCAGCGGGAUGCUCCUGUUCUUGAUUGGGUUGACAAUUGGCAUAACGCCUGAAGUUUUUACUUAUACAAGGGAAGUUAAGAAGCUGAAUGAGAAACUAAAACUGGCCGAGAAUUUAGUUCAAGAUUUACAGGAGGAGCUUGAUAUGAAAGAUAAGCUUACUGUGAAGGAGCUUGCCGGGGAAAUUUCUCAGCCUCUGAGCACAAAGAAUCUCUCUUCAUUCAAUGAGGAGCCUACUGUGUCGUGCUCUGAUCCAGGUGAUGACAGCAAAUUGUCCAUGAGUAAAAUUGAGGCAGAACUUGAAGCUGAGCUGGGGAGGCUGGGAAUACAUAUGGAUCUGGAAAGAACAUCCGACUUUGGGGAGCCUGAUUCACAAUGCGAAGUAGACGCCAUUCGAGGAGAUAUAAAGUUAGAUGCACUCAGAAGACAGUAUGAAAAUGCCUCCGAAUCGGUAUCAGAUGAAGAAAGUGAUACCACCAAUGGACCAACUCCACCUGCAAAUUAUGCAGUUUCCCCCCGCGAGUUGAGUAUGCGGUUGCACAAGCUAAGAGAAUCAAGACUUGAAGCACGUAUCAAGGAGCUUGAAAAUGCGCUCCAGAACAUCCAAAACGAAUUCCAUUCUCUGGAACCACAAUGCAUUACGUCUCUUGACUCUGCAUACAGCGACGGAGAAUCAUUAUCAACCCCAGAAAGUCCUCAUCAGCUCUGCCGGAAUGCUACAGAUACGUUGGACGAGGUGAAUGGAAGGACGAGCAAAGUGACAGGAAAAGAUCCAGAGGCUAAUUAUGCAGUACUAAUCCCAAACCCAUCAACCAAGAACUUUCCCCAUUUGAGAGAGCACCGGACGACGUCCCAAAGAGCAGAGAUGAUGGGUUCAUAUCUCGGCGGAGACAAAAGAUCCAGUAGCUCCUUUCAGAUGGACUGAGACCCCUGAAAAAGCAGUUAUGAAGAAGCAUUGCAGCAAAAGAUGGUGGUAAAUUUGAAGAAAUAUACAGAUGGUUGGGAGACUUCUUGACAGCACAGAUCAGGGUCUUCAGCAGUUUAAAAUGCUGAAGAGGUUUAGCAACAUGCAGAUCAGAACAAGAAGAUUGUAUAGAUGGUUUAGACAGGAAAAUACGAAGUAUACAGUAACAGGCAAUAAGGAAAUUCCUCAAAAGAGUCGUCCAUAUUAUCCUUCCCCUACUAGGAAAAGGAAAGAUAUUCAAAUAGAUGAAUGAAAGACUGAACUCAUCGAAGUUAGGUACUA
Molecule: messenger RNA, 2407 nt
Organism: Coffea eugenioides
Lineage: Eukaryota; Viridiplantae; Streptophyta; Magnoliopsida; Gentianales; Rubiaceae
Exons: 3
Coding region: 350-2086 (578 amino acids)
Biological process (GO): asymmetric cell division
Source: RefSeq, a predicted model, not a curated record